This is a messenger RNA of Rotaria socialis, 1884 nucleotides long. Lineage: Eukaryota; Metazoa; Rotifera; Eurotatoria; Philodinida; Philodinidae. The record is from the annotation of a GenBank genome assembly.
AUGCCAGAGAAGAAAAAAAAGAAAGAACAAAAACCGACCGUUAAAAAUGGUUCGAUUUUAACAGAUGAUGAAUACAGCACUAUGAGUGAUUCAGAUAGGGAUGAUGAAAGUACUCAAGUUGACUCAACAAGCAUUUCACCAUCCGCAUUGAAACGUCGUGUAAGUUUUCUUCCAAAAAAGAAAAAUAAUAUAAAUGGAAAAGUAUCAGCAAAACCAUCACCAACGAGUCCAACAACGUCAACAGCAACUCCAGUCGGAAAAAUGCGUCGACGACGUCUACGUACUACAAGUCGUUCUGGCGAUGAUCGUAUUUCAUUUCAGGGUCGGAAUCCAAUUUACACAGCAGGCCGUCCAGCUUGGUAUGAUGCAUCAGGUGAAAUAAAAGAAGCAUUUGUUAUUGGUAUUUGUGGCGGUAGUGCUAGUGGUAAAACAACUGUAUCACAAAGAAUUGUUGAGAAAUUAAAUGUACCAUGGGUAACUUUGUUAAGUAUGGAUUCAUUUUAUAAAGUUCUUUCUGAUGAACAACAUGAACAAGCUAAUGAAAAUAAUUAUAAUUUUGAUCAUCCUGAUGCAUUUGAUUUUGAUCUUCUACUUGAAACCUUAAAAAACCUCAAAAUGGGUCGACAAGUCGAUAUUCCAUUGUAUAAUUUUACUACACAUUCUCGGGAAACUCAUACAAAAAUUCUUUAUGGUGCUAAUGUAGUCAUUUUUGAAGGAAUUUUGGCUUUUACUAGUAAAAAAAUUCUUGAUAUUCUUGAUAUGAAAAUAUUCGUCGAUACGGAUGCAGAUAUUCGUCUUGCACGUCGCCUCGAACGUGAUAUAACUGAGCGCGGACGUGAUAUAGAUGGUGUUAUACAGCAAUAUACACGCUUUGUGAAACCCUCGUAUGAUCAUUACAUUGCACCAACAAUGAUUUAUGCAGACUUGAUUGUUCCUAGAGGUGGUGAAAAUCAAAUUGCUAUUGAUUUAAUUGUGCGUCAUGUGAAUCGUGAACUUCAAAAACGUGGUGUAAAAGUAAGAAAUGAAUUAGUUAAUCGGUUAGGAGUUAUGUGUGAUUUACCCAUGCCUAAUACAUUUUAUCUUAUCGAACAAACAGCACAAAUAAAAUAUCUUCAUACAAUAAUAAGAAAUAGACUCACUGGUCGUGACGAAUUUAUUUUCUAUUCUAAACGUCUCAUGCGAGUAUUAAUUGAAUAUGCUCUAUCAUUAUUACCGUUUGAAGAUGUCAGUGUUGAAACACCUCAGGGUCUUUUUUAUAAAGGAAAAAAACAUGUUUACGCUAAUGUUUGCGGCGUAUCAGUAGUUCGAGCUGGUGAAUGUUUAGAACCGGCAUUGAUUGAAAUUUAUAAAGAUGCUAAAAUUGGUAAAAUUUUAAUUCAAACAAAUCAAUUAACUGGUGAACCAGAGCUUCAUUUUCUUCGAUUACCGCGUGAUAUUUCUGAUACUUAUGUAUUUAUUCUUGAUGCAACUAUCGCUACUGGAGCAGCAGCAUUAAUGGCAAUACGAGUUUUAUUAGAUCAUAAUGUGCCUGAAGAUAAAAUUGCUCUUCUCUCAUUAUUAGUAUCAAAACAAGGAGUGCUAACAGUUGCUUAUGCAUUCCCAAAAGUUAAAAUAGUCACAACAGCCUAUGAUACACAAUUGGAUCAAGAAACAGGCUUUAUAUGUCCAGGUUUAGGCAAUUUCGGUGAUCGAUAUUUUGGUACUGAUCCAAUAGUAUCAGACAAUGAAGAUAUCAUCUAUGGUCAAUGCGGUUAUGUUAGUUCGCAAUCAGUUACGCCAAAUUCACCUCAGCAAUCAUCAAAAUUAAAUCAUUCGAAUCGAGAUCUAUCUCCAUUGAAUACAUUACGAUCAAACGAUCACGAAGAAGUAUUCCAAAAGAUAUAA